GAGUCUGCCCGCAGCAGCAGCAGCUCCCAGCUCCCCUGCUCAUUCCAGUGAUUGUCUGCCAGUGAGUUCCCAGGAGCCUCGUGCUGGUGGCGAGAGCCAUGUUCUCAAAGGUGACUCUGCUUCUGGGGCUUCUGGUGCUGCGGACACAAGUCUGGGCCAUUCCUUCUGGGUUUACGGACAUCAGUAAGAACUUGAAUGGAUUUAUGAUGUCGGUGGAGUUUGCUGUAUUUCAGUACAAUGAGGACAUCGAGGACGAGUACGCCUUCAAGUUGCUGCGCAUCCGACGGAGCCAGCACAAGAGGCACACUUGGUUAUACUUAAUGGACUUGGAGAUGGGCCGCACAAUUUGUAAAAAACACGACGAAGACCUGGAGAAUUGCCCCUUGCAAGAAGGUCAAGGAGAGAAAAAGGUCAGCUGCACCUUCAUCGUGAGCACCAUACCUUUCUAUACCCAGUUUACCCUCCUAAACAGCACCUGCGUGGAUUAGUAGUGGGAAACGAGCCCCUGGCUUUUCCCAAUGGAGUCCACUUUUCUUCUCAAGAUCAGGGGUCAGUUCUGUGAAGGCACCAGUCAAAUUAAAGAUAUUUCAGCAUGUU
Molecule: messenger RNA, 597 nt
Organism: Echinops telfairi (small Madagascar hedgehog)
Lineage: Eukaryota; Metazoa; Chordata; Mammalia; Afrosoricida; Tenrecidae
Product: probable cystatin-16
Exons: 3
Coding region: 99-488 (129 amino acids)
Molecular function (GO): cysteine-type endopeptidase inhibitor activity
Source: RefSeq, a predicted model, not a curated record